GGCCUAGAACGACAACUAAACUGGCGCGUGCGCAAUACCAAGGCCCGCGUCCCCGAAACAAGAUGGCGGAGAAGGUGGGGAGGAAGAGGUGGAGGCAGGUCCGGAUUGAAUAGAGCAAAGGCUAUACAAGUUUCCCAACAAACCUCUAUAAGGGCAGGACAGAUGAGGAGAGAUGUCAAGUGAGAACCACGGAACAGUGAAGGGGGACACUGCUUUGGUGAUGUCUCCAACAGGCUCUGCCACACAGGGGUCUCCGGUCUCACCUUCAACUAGCAAGCCCAUGCCAGAGUUGCCAGACGAGCUCGUCCAGGCCGGCUGGUCGAAAUGCUGGAGCAAGCGGGAGAAUCGGCCCUACUGGUUCAACCGCUUCACCAAUCAGUCGAUGUGGGAGAUGCCAGUCCUGGGGCAGCAUGAUGUCAUUUCCGACCCGCUGGGUUUGAAUGCUGCCUCGGUGGAGGGGGCAGGUGACGCCGGCGUGGGCAACGGGCAGCGCAAGAGACGCCUGUCGGAGGAGGCCGCCCAGGGUGGUCUUAACAGCUUCAAGAGGCCCAAGAUUGAGAUUGGUAUACCUGUAACCCCAACAACCCCCACAGUGCCCAUCUCACCCGUUACCCCCAGGGCAAAGCCAUGGAACUCUACCACUGGCACAGAGGACAAGCCAGGUCAGCCGGCAUCGGCCCUAUACCGUCCCACCAUAAUAUACUGGGACCUGGACAUUCAGACUAACGCAGUGAUCAGAGAGCGAGCCCCCGCCAACCAUCUACCUCCCCACCCGGAGAUUGAGCUCCAACGCGCCCAGCUCACCACCAAGCUACGGCAGCACUACCAAGAGCUCUGCUACCAACGAGAAGGUAUCGAGCCCCCGGAGUCUUUCAACCGCUGGCUGCUGGAGCGCAAGGUGCUGGACAAAGGGCCUGACCCCCUACUGCCCAGCGAUUGUGACCCCAUCAUCUCCCGGUCCAUGUUCAGAGAGGUCAUGAACGACAUACCCAUCAGGUUGUCCCGCAUCAAGUACAAAGAGGAGGCCCGAAAGCUCUUAUUCAAAUACGCUGAAGCUGCCAAGAAAAUGAUUGACUCGAGAAACGCCACACCAGACAGCCGGAAGGUUGUGAAAUGGAAUGCGGAGGACACCAUGAACUGGCUACGGAGAGACCACUCAGCCAGUAAAGAAGACUACAUGGAUCGUCUGGAGCACUUGCGGAAACAGUGUGGUCCCCAUGUAACGGCAGUAGCCAAAGACUCCGUGGAGGGAAUUUGUACAAAGAUCUACCACAUCUCAGUAGAGUACGUGCGACGUAUUCGCCAGGCCCACCAGACCCUGCUGAAGGACUGCAACAUCACGGACCCAGAGGCAGCCGAGGUGCAGGACAGGCUGGUAUACUGCUACCCCGUCCGGCUGGACUUGCCCUCACCGAACCAGCUCCGCGUUGAGCUGCACUUUGAGAAUGACAUCUCCUGCCUACGCUACAAGGGAGAGAUGGUCAAGGUCAACCGCGGCUACUUCGCCAAACUGGAGCUCUUAUACCGAUACAGCUGCAUCGAUGAUCCCAGGUUCGAAAAGUUCCUGUCACGAAUAUGGUGCCUUAUCAAGAGAUACCAGGUGAUGUUUGGCGCUGGGGUGAAUGAGGGGAUGGGCUUACAGGGGGCCCUCCCUGUGCCUGUCUUCGAGGUACUCAACAAACAGUUUGGGGUGAGCUUUGAGUGUUUCGCCUCGCCGCUCAACUCCUACUUCAAGCAGUUCUGCUCGGCUUUCCCUGACACCGACGGUUUCUUUGGGUCCAGGGGGCCCUUCCUGAACUUCUCACCGGCUAGUGGCUCCUUCGAGGCCAACCCUCCCUUCUGUGAGGAGCUGAUGGAUGCCAUGGUGACACACUUUGAGGAACUACUGGAGAAGUCCAGUGAGCCCCUGUCCUUCAUCAUCUUUGUCCCGGAGUGGCGAGAUCCGCUGACCCCGGCCCUCAACCGCAUGGAGACCAGCGCCUUCCUCCGCCAUCAUAUGUCGGUGCCCGCCUUUGAGCACGAGUACCGCAGCGGCUCGCAGCACAUCUGCAAGAAGGAGGAGAUGUACUACAAGGCAGUUCACGGCACGGUGAUCAUCUUCCUGCAAAAUGACGCCGGCUUCACUAAGUGGGAGCCCACGCCGGAGCGUAUCCAGGAGCUGCUAGCAGCCUAUCAGGUCUCCCAGCGAACAUUCGGCUCCCCAGUUCCCUCCUCCACCUCCUCUGCGCCCACUAUGCCCUCCCCAGCCAGUGCGGGGUUGUCGGGCAACACAGACUCUACUGCCGCCAAGACGGCACCUGAGCGAUCGGCCAGUUUGGACACAUCACCCGCUAGCCAGGAAAACAGCAGUAGUUCUUGUAGUCCUCUGGAAAAUACUACACCACCUUCCGAGGCAGCCAGCCUUUAAAAGCAAGGGAGGGGACAUGGGUGAGAGUAAGGUGCGUUUUGGGGAUGGGGACCCUACAACUGGUGCUGAGAGAGUGUGGGGUGAGGAUUUGGCCCUGGACUACUCAGGGGCUUGGGUAGCCUACGAAGGAGGGCCUCUCCCCUAAAAUAGGUUUACUUUCUCUGGCUCGACUAUUUAAUAUUAGUUCUACUAGGUUUUUAUGAUUCUGGUCGUUAUUUACUAUAGUAUCUCUCGUUGCUUUUUAUCAAUGUAGCUGGUGGUAGCGGUUUACUAGGAUUUAUUUUUCCAUCAUUGUUGCUGUCAUUGUCAGUAAUUAUUGGGUAAUUCUAUACCUUGUUCAUUGGCCUUUUGCCGCAGUGUGCGUACAAAAUGGGACCCUGAGAAUAGGGUACCAUUUGGGACAUACAUUGUGAUCUGCUCCCGGACAGCAGGAUUUCGUUGUCGGUUUUGACGUGUGGAUUUGAAAAGUGGGUCCUUGGAAAAUAUUUGUUUUGUUUGUCCAAAAUCCUUUCUAUCCUUUAAUAGGUACAGAAGGGAGAUGUGUCAUUGGGUGAUAAGGCAGCUAUGUUUCUAACCCCCUUAAGCCUACAAAUAAUUUAGAGGCAAUCAUUAUACAUAGGACAGCCAUCAGUAAGUUAGAGCAGGGUUUCCCAAGAUAGGUUUUUGCCCUAGCAGUACACAGUGAUUCAAAUAACCAAAGCAUGAUGAGGAGUUGGAUGUUUUAAAUCAGCUGUGUAGUGCUAGGGGGAAAACUAAAAUGGGCACCCAGGGGGGCCCCAGGAUCGAGUUUGGGAAACCCUCAGGGUACUGAACGAGAGAGAUUGAGGGCUUUGAAGACAUUGCAUUUCUUUGUGGACAAUUUUUAUGCAGGUCACACAUACCACAGAGUAGUAGUUGCAUAUCGGCCAAUACACCAUUUCCAUAUCUGCAGUUAGAGGAAUUUUGUAAAAAGUAAAUAAAUACAAAAAUCAAUAAAUGCAAAUACAGGCCAUUAAUACAUCUUACAAUGGCAAAAUGUUAUAAACCAUUGGUAAGCGUUGGCUCGAGCAACAGCUGAAUUACUAUGCCUUUCCCCCUGCGCUGUGUUUGUUGACCUGGCUUGUUGAGCAAAAUACAGUACGUGCCUUUGCUUAUAAACCUAUCCACGUCUCUAAAAUAUGGUAAAGUACUAAAUGUAAUAAUACCUGAUGUAAAUUAUACCCUCGUUAAACAUAUUCUGUGAUUGUGUUCAACCUGGUUGCUUUAUUUUCACAUUGUAGUGUGUGGUAUGGCAUGGAAACAUAAAAUAGUUAUGUUGUUUUUAACCCCUCCGAUCUCAAUUUUUACAUGUUUACACCAGUAUGACAUUAGAACGCAUCACUGGGCAGCACAAUGAAUGUACAUUUUUAAAUGACAAAAUGGAAGGUCUCAGAUGCGUGCCACAUGGCACUAUCUUCCCUAUGUAGUGCACUACUUUUGACUAGGGCUUAUAGGGCUCUGGUCAAAAGUAGUGCACUAUAUAGGGAAUACGGUGCCAUUAGGGAUGCAUCCAAAGCGAUGCCAUUAGGGAUGCAGCCAAAGCGACUCACCUCGGCCUCAGUCAUCUAGCCGAGAGAAUAAAUGGAGAAAUAAACGAGAAGAUACAAAUGUUUAUUAUACAAUUCGUCAUUAUAUGACUAAUUGUCUCUGUCCUUGUAAACUAUGAUCCUCACGCACUACUAUGCCAUCUCAGCAUAUAUUCUUAUCUAUAGCCUGAAUGCUUGUACAAUGGGUUUAGGCAUAAGUUUCUUACUAGAAAUCUUCAAUUGCCUUUGCCCCAUUUGUAUAUACUUAGGAUUUUGGUUUUUAUAGAGAAUUAAUUAGGCAUGGGGCUGGAGGUUAAGGCAAGGUUCUGUUUAUGCUGUUGCAAAUGUAUGAUGGUUGUCUUGCUCUUUGAACAUAAUACUUACUACAGUAAGUCUGGCAUCGUGCCCAAGAACCUGGACAUAAACUAGCCAUUCGUUCUUUGUCAUUUGAGCAUGAAGCACCAGUCACAUACCCUCAUCCUAGUAUGUUUCUGUCACCAGCAAAACAAAGUGUAGAUAUUGUAGAGAAAAUUGGUAUGAAGUAUGUUAUUUUUCUCUGCUACACAAUUGUAUUGAACUCUGAUAGCAAAAAUAAUAAUUGUGCUGUCUGUUUAUCCCUAUUUUUUUUAUUUGAGUUAAUUUAACAUAAUUUAAGAAAUCUGUUUGUAUUAUACAGUUUAUUACAUAUACAUUGUUUUAAACUAAACCAAAGUGUUAUUAAAAUAAAUAUAUAUAUUGUAUGUA
Messenger RNA from Oncorhynchus gorbuscha (pink salmon), 4695 nucleotides. RefSeq names its product mRNA (2'-O-methyladenosine-N(6)-)-methyltransferase-like. Gene Ontology annotation, molecular function: mRNA (2'-O-methyladenosine-N6-)-methyltransferase activity; RNA polymerase II C-terminal domain binding. NCBI's taxonomy places the organism in Eukaryota, Metazoa, Chordata, Actinopteri, Salmoniformes, Salmonidae. Gene Ontology annotation, cellular component: nucleus. The record is from RefSeq and is a predicted model, not a curated record.